Molecule: messenger RNA, 573 nt
Organism: Daldinia decipiens
Lineage: Eukaryota; Fungi; Ascomycota; Sordariomycetes; Xylariales; Hypoxylaceae
Exons: 1
Source: RefSeq, a predicted model, not a curated record
GGAGUUGGGCCAAACGAAAAGGCUGCUAAAAAUUGGCUAACCACUCACACUCUUCCGUGGUUACUUAUCAUUAAUAAUGUUGAUGAAGAACAAAUUCAACUUCAAGACAUGCUACCGCCGGGAGAAAAGGGAUACAUAUUAAUCACAUCCCGCAACCCAGCCCAUAAGAGAUACGGUACCGUCGGCGAAAGAUACUUGGAACUGCAUCCCAUGGAGAAAACGGAGGCUAAUGAAUUUAUCCUCAAGGCAGCGGAGGAGCCGAGCCCAUGGUCCAAGGCAGUCAUGGACUACGCGACUACCAUUUGUGAUGCGUUGGGUUUCUUACCGUUAGCUUUAGUACAUGCAGCCAGGGCUAUUCUGGAAGGCAUUUCCGACUGGAAAGGAUAUCUGAAUACUUAUAACAAAUAUAUCAAUAAGAUCCGUCGUGAUUACCGCCAUCAAAACAGGAGUCGAUCGAACUCUAAGUCAUAUCUCGACAAAAGCAUGAACGUUUUCUCAUCCUACGAGAUCUUAUACGACUCGUUGAAAAAGCCGGAACAAGAGUUCCAGGAUGCAAUCGACCACUAUCCAUGA